AUGUCUUCCACCACCGAACCGACGUCUGGACACCUCGGACACCUCACUCCUGACCAGGAAGGAAAGGUAAUCGAAUUCUGGAUCAUCAUUUUGACCUCCGUUGCGACUGUCCUGUCGGCUGUAGGCUAUUGUCAGCGCAUUGAGGGGGAAGAUUCCAACGGAGAAACCUCGAAUGGGAACGUACCGGCGGAAUUAAAUGGCGAUACCAACGGAGAAACGGCCGCUGAAAAUGGCACGGAUAAUAAAGAGCAGAAAUCACUCGACAAAGUAGAUGCGCUCAUGAAUGAAAAUGCCAAAGACAACAUCAUUUCAGAAAUGGCCAAUCGAAAGGUCACCCCGGCACACUUCGCUUCCCUUUUCUCACAGCUCCGAGAAUUGGGAGUACAGGAUACAGAAAUCAAAUCUAUGGAGACUAUCCUCUCCAAGAUGACACCACAGGAAAUGUGCUUUGCUAUUUUGAAAAUGAUCAAGCAAGAAAAUCCGGAUAGCUUGUUGCUCCGGUUCUUGCGCGCCAGGAAAUGGGAUGUUGGAAAGGCAUUCUCGAUGAUGGCGUCGAAUAUCCUAUGGAGAAAGGAAAUGGAAGUGGAUGAGGAUAUUCUGCCCCGGGGAGAGGAGUAUGCUCUGGAGCAAUCCCGUAAUCCGAAAGCUUCUCCCAAAGAGAAGAAGGAAGGUGCCGACUUUACCAACCAACUCAAAACAGGAAAGAGCUUCCUUCAUGGCUUUGAUAGGGACGGCCGGCCUGUUAUUUAUGUUCGAGUGAAGAUUCACAAGCCAGGUGCUCAGAGUGAGGAGGCUCUCGAGCGGUAUAUUGUUCAUUGCAUUGAGUCGGUGCGACUCAUUGUGGCUCCUCCAGUUGAAACCGGGACAAUUGUUUUCGAUUUAACAGGAUUCGGGUUGUCCAAUAUGGAAUAUCCACCAGUCAAGUUCAUCCUCAAAUGCUUCGAAGCAAACUACCCCGAGUCUCUGGGACAACUAUUAAUCCACAACGCACCCUGGAUAUUCUCCGGAAUCUGGAAACUCAUCCACGGAUGGAUGGACCCGGUCGUCGCAUCCAAAGUACAUUUCACGCGGUCAAUCGCCGACCUAGACAAGUUCAUCCCCCGCACCAAAAUCCCCAAAGAAUUCUCGGGCGACGACACCUGGACCUAUAAAUAUAACGAGCCCGUGAAAGACGAGAACGCAGUUAUGAAAGACACGGCGACGCGCGACUCACUUAUGUACGACCGCAUGAUGAUCGGCAUCCGGAUGAUCAGCGCCACAGCAGCGUGGAUCUCUGCGAGCUCGCAAUCCGAUGGAAAGGAAGAGGUGUCGAAAGUAGAGGAGCUUAAGUCGCGACGGAAUGCUGUUAUUGAUGAGUUCCGCGUGAACUAUUGGAAGUUGGAUCCUUAUAUUCGAGCGCGGUCGUUUAUUGAUCGGACUGGGAUGCUUUUGCCUGGAGGUGGACUUGGGAGGGAUGCUAGUGUCAAUGGUCAGGCGAAGUAG
Messenger RNA from Penicillium crustosum, 1482 nucleotides. RefSeq names its product CRAL-TRIO domain-containing protein. The coding region runs from base 1 to 1482 and encodes 493 amino acids. The record is from RefSeq and is a predicted model, not a curated record. The transcript is spliced from 5 exons. Lineage: Eukaryota; Fungi; Ascomycota; Eurotiomycetes; Eurotiales; Aspergillaceae.